Microcebus murinus (gray mouse lemur) is the source of this 1156-nucleotide messenger RNA. It is a transcript of the gene RGS13, whose product is annotated as regulator of G protein signaling 13. The record is from RefSeq and is a predicted model, not a curated record. NCBI's taxonomy places the organism in Eukaryota, Metazoa, Chordata, Mammalia, Primates, Cheirogaleidae.
UGAAUGAAUCAGUAAAGACUGGUAUUAAAACGCUCCGUUUAUCCUCAAUAAUUCACUGUGUAUAAAUGUGUAAUUAUGUUUAGCAAACUAUUUCCAGCUUUCAUUAUAAAGUGUGGAUUUAAUUAUUCUUAAAACUUUGCAAGUUGUUUUCUCAAAGUCCUGAGUUAAAAACCCUCUAUGACAUGUACCGUAUGUAAAGGUGCCUGGGCUGAGGGAACUUCGUCUAAAUAUUAAAUUCAAAGUUACAAUGACUGGAACAGAUAAAACCAGAUAUAUUCUGCGUGUCGUUAGAAAAAUGAGCAGGCGAAAUUGUUGGAUUUGCAAGAUGUGCAGAAAUCAAUCUAAGAGGCUCCCUUCAAACCUUACCUUGGAGGAAGUGUUGCAGUGGGCCCAGUCUUUUGGCAACUUGAUGGCUACAAACUAUGGUCCAGUAGUCUAUGAAGCAUAUUUAAAAAUGGAGCACAGUGACGAGAAUAUUAAAUUCUGGAUGGCAUGUGAAACCUAUAAGAAAAUUGCCUCACGAUGGAGCAGAAUUUCUAGGGCAAAGCAGCUUUAUGAGAUUUACAUCCAGCCACAGUCCCCUAGAGAGAUUAACAUUGACAGUUCGACAAGAGAAACUAUCAUCAGAAACAUUCAAGAACCCACUCCAACAUGUUUUGAAGAGGCUCAAAAAAUAGUGUACAUGCACAUGGAAAGGGAUUCCUAUCCCAGAUUUCUAAAGUCAGAAAUGUACCAGAAACUUUUGAAAACUAUUCAGUCCAACAACAGUUCCUGACUACCAUUCGAAAGUUUAAAUUGAAAAUGAUAUAUUGCAACUACUGGGUUUGCUCUUUUAAUUUAGAAAAACAUAAAAUCAGAAACAAAGUAGGAAUGAAGCCAAAAUAAAACUAUAAAUUGAUUUCUAGUUCCCAAAUAGAUCUCAAAAGGAAUAGACUCUAGAACUCUUAUAACAUGAAUAAAAUCAUUUGCAGCAUUCCUAUGCAGUUUUGUUAAUAUAUAAGGAAAAAGUAGGUCUUUCUUCCUGACACAAACAUACAAAGUUUUUACUGUGGUAGUCAACUAAUAUAUGUUUUCUUAUUAAUAAAAUUUUACAGUCAUAAUGUACAAAUUAGUUCUUUAAAAAUUAUAACUAUAGGAAUUGUGUCUCUAGUAUGAA